This is a messenger RNA of Aspergillus nomiae NRRL 13137, 822 nucleotides long. Its product is annotated as lipoyl(octanoyl) transferase LIP2. Gene Ontology annotation, biological process: protein lipoylation. Gene Ontology annotation, molecular function: lipoyl(octanoyl) transferase activity. The coding region runs from base 1 to 822 and encodes 273 amino acids. The record is from RefSeq and is a predicted model, not a curated record. NCBI's taxonomy places the organism in Eukaryota, Fungi, Ascomycota, Eurotiomycetes, Eurotiales, Aspergillaceae. The transcript has a single exon. Gene Ontology annotation, cellular component: mitochondrion.
AUGCGUCUCGCCCACCUGCACAUCCCAGACAUAACGUCCUUCACACGGGUCUCCAACCUACAACAAACCCUCACAACGCGACUCCUCGCCCACAAAAAGCUCACUCCCAAAGAAUCCCUGCCGACCACAAACCCCCCGGACCCAACCAUCAUAACCUUCACCCCGAACCCGGUCUACACAACAGGCCGCCGCGACCUCCCACCCUCCAACACAAGCCCCUCAGCAGCGCUCUCGCUACCGCCGCCGCUCGAGCCGAUCCGCUCGCUCCUCACCUCCGCCAACGGCGCAGAGUACCACCCCACGCUCCGCGGCGGGCAAACGACAUACCAUGGCCCCGGGCAGAUGGUAGCCUACACGAUCCUCGACCUGCGGCGGCUGGGGCUCACGCCGAGGUGCCAUAUCCGGGUGCUGGAGAAUAGUGUUGUGGAUGUGUUGCGCGGGUACGGGAUCCGGGGAUUGAUUACGGAGGAUCCGGGGGUGUGGGUGCCGCCAGUGGGCGGGGAGGGAGUGCCGAAGAAGGUCACGGCGGUCGGGGUGCAUCUGCGGCGGAAUAUCAGUAGCUAUGGGAUUGGGUUUAAUGUCACGGAGGAGCCGAUGUGGUGGUUUAAGCAGAUUGUGGCGUGUGGGCUGGAGGGGAGGGAGGCGACGAGUUUGGAAGGGCAGGGGGUGUCUGGGGUUGAGAUUGGGGAGGUUGCGGAGCGGUUUGUAAGUGCGUUUGUGGAGAGGAUAAAUCAGGAUUUUGCUUGUGGUGAAGGUGCAAAGGGGGAGAAGAUUGAGGGGGUGUAUAGGGUUACGGAGGAGGAUGUGCUUGGGGUGGAUUAG